AUGUCAGUUGUUACUGGAUCCGAUUACGAGGGCUAUGAACAGCUGGGGAAUAUUUUCAAUAUCUCGGCAGCCGUUUCAAUUCCCGCCAACGCCCGCAUUGUAGCCACUUCUGGCCAAAUUGCCGACAACCAUGAUCCAAUGUGGGGAACACACGCUGAGCAAUUCGAAAAGUCAAUGAUCAAUAUUGAGAGAUCUUUGGCCGUCGCAUCUCCUCACAUCACGGAUUCAAGACAACUGUGGGAAGGAAUAUUCUAUGUCACGUCAUUUCAUGUUGGGGUUUUGUCAAGGGAAGAACAAUUGCAAAUAGCCGAAAUUGCCAGAAAAUAUUUUGGAAAAAAUAAGCCUGCGUGGGCAGCUAUUUGUGUCAAUGCCCUCUUCCCACCGGAAGCUUUGGUCGAGAUCCAGGUUCAGGCAGCUUAUCGCGACGAGAAUUGA
Penicillium macrosclerotiorum is the source of this 435-nucleotide messenger RNA. RefSeq lists its product as uncharacterized. The transcript has a single exon. Lineage: Eukaryota; Fungi; Ascomycota; Eurotiomycetes; Eurotiales; Aspergillaceae. The record is from RefSeq and is a predicted model, not a curated record. The coding region runs from base 1 to 435 and encodes 144 amino acids.